This is a messenger RNA of Solanum tuberosum (potato), 2480 nucleotides long. Its product is annotated as probable basic-leucine zipper transcription factor F. Gene Ontology annotation, molecular function: sequence-specific DNA binding; DNA-binding transcription factor activity. The record is from RefSeq and is a predicted model, not a curated record. Gene Ontology annotation, cellular component: nucleus. Gene Ontology annotation, biological process: regulation of DNA-templated transcription. The coding region runs from base 1070 to 2203 and encodes 377 amino acids. The transcript has 6 exons. Lineage: Eukaryota; Viridiplantae; Streptophyta; Magnoliopsida; Solanales; Solanaceae.
UCGAGGUGCAUGAAAGUUGGCCCGGACACUAUGGUUAUCCAUAAAAGGAAAGAAGAGCUAGCUGGUCUGACAUGAUUUUUUGGGUUAGUAUAUGAAAUGGUGGUUGGAUUGUUAGUUCCCAUGUUUUGUUCUGUGGCUUUUUGGGUAGGGCUGGAAGCUUUGUAUGCCAUUAAAGCUUUGAUUAAUGCAUGAAGGAGGACUGAAAUGGGAUGAGACUUUUAAGUGAGGAGGAAUUGUCCUGUGAUGGGGCUAAAGAUUGGUCUUUCUGCACUUGAAGAAAACCGUUCUGUUUUUGUGGAAAAACCGCUCCUUUUGGAUCAUUAGCUUGGCUAUGGUUAUGGACCUCUCUGAAAUGGCUCUCAUUUUCAGCUGCAUGAUGACGAGAGGAAUUAUGUUUGCGGGAAGGUGAGUGUUAGUGAUGUAGUCUGAGUAUGGGUGGUUACUGGUGCAGCAGUGAGGGAGGAGUUAGUAGCCGUUGUAAAUAGUAGGUUAUCAGUCGGUUUCUCAUUGGUUAAUUGCGGUGGUGGAUCUGGUGGGUCCGUAGGUGGGGUUGUGGGACUGCUGGUGUUUCAAAUAAAUCAAUGGAGAGCAUGUAGUGAGAACUUACAUAUUUCCUUUAAUAUUUUUUUAUAGCUCGAGCACAUUAUUUAAUAAUAUCUUUUAAUUUUUCAUAAUUAUAUACUCAUUGAUAUUGGUACUCGCGCGAAGUGCCUAUCGUAAAACUAGUACUCUAUAUUAUAAUUUCAUGCACACUGGCAUAUUCAAUGUAUGUUUCUAUCUAGCAUUAUUCCAUGCUUGGGCAGAAUUCAAGAAUCAAUUCAUAAGAAAAGACGGACCAUGGUUAUCUAGCAUAUUCUUGCUGUAGUUGGGUGUAUGCCCAUUCAUAAUAUCAGCUAUAUCUAAUGGAUAAUACUACUCUUUAGUUUGCAUGGAUUUACUCCAGAAAACUGUUGGUUCCUGAGUAUAGAAUUGAAAAUGUGGCUGGAGGAUAAAAGAAAAUCCUAAGUAGGGGUUUCUCUCAUUGUUAUCGUCUCUUUAUAGGAGGUGGAAACAUCUUUUCAAAGUGUUGAUGAAUCAUGAAGUUCAAACUCAGACAUUACAGUUUCAUGAACAAGUAAUAACGAUACAGUCCGAGCAGGAAUCUGAACCAAAAACAAGUCCUCAACAUGCUCUGAACUAUCCACCAGUUGCCAGCAGAAGAUCGAGGCAGAAUUUGACUGAGGAGGAGAAGGAAGAACGAAGACUCUGUCGUGUGUUAGCAAAUAGAGAGUCUGCUAGGCAAACAAUUCGCCGGAGACAGGCAAUGUAUGAAGAAUUGACAAGAAAAGCAGCUGAUCUUUCAUCGGAGAACAACAAUCUGAAGAAGAAAAAGGAGCUGGCAGCUAAGGAGUAUGAUUCUUUGAAGAACGAAAAUGCUACCUUAAGACGACAGAUGUCUAGAAUAGAGAAGGCUGAAGCAGAGGGAACAGAUGGUGCUUCUAGGUCGACACCUGUAGAAAUCUCCACUACAAGUCCAGCUCCAGCUCCAACUCCAACUCCAACUCCGACUCCGACUCCAGCUCCGACCUCUCUUUUUAACCAGCCUCCUAUAUUACCUUUCUUUUGGCCAUCCAUUGUUCAACCUUUCAACUUAUUACAGUGUAGUACCCAAAAUAUUCCUGAAAUUGCAUCAGUGGUGCCUUCACCUACUGCCGGCGAAUUAAAUUCUAUUAACAGACAACAGAGUUCAAAUCCAGGAAAUCCACUGUAUGUACUUCCCUUCCCUUGCUUGAUCCCAUUUCAUCCUCAAAAUAAUCCAUUUCUUCCUUGGGCCUCGAAUGUCACUGGAAAACAUGCCGAGACUUCCUCAGCCCAUCAGUGUACUUCAUCAUAUAUGAACAUGGAGAACAAUCAAGCAACAACUACCCAGGAAACCGAGACGGAACCUAUGCUUGGUUUUCCACCAGACUCGGGUGCAUCUGAGAGAAGGCAACAGCGCUCUAGAGAAAUGGUCCCUAUGACUGGUCCCUCUGGACAUCAACAAGACGAUACCCCUGAUCCCAAUGCUGUCUCUUGUACCGCGGGACAUGGAGGAGAUACUUCAGAAAAGACAUCUCAAGAAUCCAUCAUCUGCUCUAGCGAAAAGACAGCAGAUGCCAUUGCAGCAGCAACAGAGGCUCGGAAACGAAGGAAAGAGCUACUGCAUUUGAAAUGCCACCAUUAAACUUCCCAGUCAUGAAGUUUGGCGAAAAAUAUCGAUUUGUUGAUGGCCAAUCACUACAGUAGAAGGUGCACUCCUUUUCGGUUUUUGUCUUAGUAUUAUAUAAGCCAUCUUUUAAUUUCAGUAAGAGAUAGAUCAUGAUGUAACGGCAGCAAAACAUUACAAGUUUUGUGAGAAUUUUGGUUUUGCUAAGAGUAAAUAUUAGAAGAGGAUGUAUAAUAUAUGUGCUCCUGCAUUUUGAACAUUUCAAAAGUUUUAGUUGUUAAAGUAUUAUCACCAG